Dreissena polymorpha is the source of this 1156-nucleotide messenger RNA. Its product is annotated as leucine-rich repeat-containing protein 4-like. Lineage: Eukaryota; Metazoa; Mollusca; Bivalvia; Myida; Dreissenidae. The record is from RefSeq and is a predicted model, not a curated record. The transcript is spliced from 6 exons. Gene Ontology annotation, cellular component: plasma membrane. The coding region runs from base 11 to 1156 and encodes 381 amino acids.
AUAUCUCAGAAUGAUGCUCCGCCUGUUAGUUGUCUGCCUGUGUUUCGUGGCCGCUGCCCGCUCCAUUACAGCCCCCGCUCAGUGCGCACACGUGACGGAUGCCGAAUUCACGUGCGACUACUCGGAAAUGGACGCCGGAGAGCACCCAAUAGAUUUCACCGCCUUCGAUCCCAAGCCUCAACAGUUGCACGUCACCGUCAACGGCAUUGUUCCAUACAUAGGCGACACUCAGAUGUUCUCCUCGACCUUCAGCGGCAUUGACACGGCGACAUUUGAUUCUAACGACCCCGCGUCCCUGACCCUGGACUGUGGAUGGAACGAGGACAUCUUCCUGAAUUCUGGAGCCUUCGCCUAUAUGAGUCACGUCCAGCAUUUCUCGAUCCGUAACUGCGGGCUGUAUAACAUUCCCAGCGAGGCAUUCAAAGAGUUGGGAAACCUGGACUACUUCAAAAUAGAAAACGGAAAAAUUGACGAAGUCAACGUCAACGCCUGGGUGAAUCUUAACGUCGAGCGUCUGACGUCAGAUAGUCACGCAAUACCCAGGAAUCUCGGGAAGUUCGAGAUUUCUUACACGAGACUUUCCACUACUACGUUACCCACUGGUCUGCUAUACAACAUGAAGAAUCUUACGGAGGCUGUUCUCAGAGGUCUUAAUUUGGAAACACUCACCAGCGAUAUCUUCAAAUACAACACAAAGAUCAAGUACAUUGACGUAAGCGACAAUCUGUUCACGUCAUUCCCGGAAGAUAUAUUUGAACUUCUCGAUUCUCUUGCGGAGGUGCACGUGGCAAACGUCCCUUGGGGUUGCACGUGCGAAAACACGUGGUUUGUCCCCUACGGUAUUGAAAAGAACAUCAGUUUCCAUGGCGACCUUAGAUGCAGCUCUGGAGACGGUGUAUUCAAGUAUUACUACGACAACUGCGUCUCCAAGGAAACAUGUUCAGGAAUCGCCAUGGGAAGUCAGUGCGUCACCGUUCUAGCGAUCAUAGUACUUCUUAUCGCCCUUGCCUCUGCCGUCGUGUCGACAAUCGCCCUGGUUUUGAUAGCGAUUUUGAAGAAAACUCAUGACGCGGCAGACCAGAAGAAGCGAGCGGCAAUUGGUAGAUGGAACCAGGUGAUCAACUCGACGCUUGCAUGGAAACGACCAAAAGUGUAA